AGAGAACAUGCUCACCUGAUACCAAACUGGGUGAACAUCGUGUCGUGUCUUGCACUAGCUGGGCUCUUUUGGUAUCUGUAUAAAUUCAAAUGGCUCAAAGAUGAGAUCGCUGCAAACCCUCUUCCCGCCAACAUGCGCGGCAUGCCGGACGCAGCUCCAAAUCAUACGAACGACCACUCGAGCACCACGCAUAGCUCGCCGCGCAUAUACCAGACCCGCGUUCGCCCCGAAGCCUGCAAUCGACAUCAAGCACAUUCGCCAAAAUCCUGGCUUGUACGAACAGAACUGCAUCGACCGCAACUACGCGGCGCACAGCAAAUCUUCGUGGCGCAUCAUCGAGCUCCACGAACAAUGGCUUGCGCUCCAACAAAAUGCCCGCCAUCUGAGGGAAAGGAACAACCAAAUACGUGGGCAGCUGAAGGCAAACUCGCACAGCGCAGGCGAGGGAGAGGGACAGUCAAGAGAAUUGCUCAUCGACGAAGCGAAGGCGUUGAAAGCUGAGAUUGGAACCAUCGAGGCAAAGGAAGUGGUGCUACAAGAAGAGAUUGACAACCUCGCUCAGGACCUGCCGAACUUGAGCAGCACAGAUACGCCCGUUGGCACCGAGCCGCAACUCCUCGAAUACAUCAAUGACCAUCCCGAGCCCGAGCCUUCGCAGUCAGACCGCGUCUGGAGAUCGCAUGUACACAUUGGCUCAGAGCUUGGCAUACUGGACUUUGCGGCCUCGGCGCAGACAUCAGGAUGGGGCUGGUACUUCCUGGUGGGCGAUGCGGCGAUGCUGGAGCAGGCGCUUGUGCAGUACGCGCUCACUGUUGCAAGGAAUCGGGGCUGGAAAGCCGUGGCACCACCAUCGCUGGUAUACUCGCACGUUGCGUCCGCGUGCGGGUUCCAGCCACGGGAUCAGAACGGUGAACAACAGGUGUAUGCAAUCGAGCAAUCGGAGAAGGACCAGGCGAAGCCGCAGCUGGUACUCGCGGGUACUGCUGAGAUACCACUCGCUGGCAUGAAAGCCAACCAGACUUUUGAAGACGUCGAACUUCCACUUAAGACGGUUGGCGUCUCACGAUGCUACCGCGCCGAAGCGGGUGCCCGCGGUAUCGAUACGAAGGGGCUUUACCGCGUCCACGAGUUCACCAAGGUGGAGAUGUUCGCAUGGACGCUGCCAGACACCAACGAGCAGGAACAUUUCGCCGCCGACACACCCUCGAACUCCAAAACGAUCUUUGAAGAAAUGUUGUCUAUUCAAAAAGAGAUCCUACAGAGCCUCGGCCUGCACUGCCGCGUCCUGGAGAUGCCUACCACCGAUCUCGGCGCCAGCGCUACCAGAAAGAUUGACAUCGAGGCCUUUUUCCCCUCAAGGCGCGAAAAGCACGAAGGGUGGGGUGAGGUCACGUCUACAUCCAUGUGCACUGACUACCAGAGCCGACGGCUUCACACCAGGGUUCGCUUGGGAAAGACCGGCGGCAAGCUCGAGUUCCCGUACACACUCAACGGUACGGCUCUCGCUGUUCCUCGCGUGCUAGCAGCCAUACUGGAGAACUCGUGGAAUGAACAUGACUACUCUGUGACCAUACCGGAGGUACUGCGGCCAUUCAUGGGAGGGCAAGAGAUGAUUCAGGGUCACAAAAUUCAUGGGACCGGCAACUAUUGAGGUCAUAAAAGCUGCUGUCAUGUGUAAGCUUGUUUGAGUAGCGUUCUGUACAUUGUGUAUCCAAUAAGCUAAUUGUAUAUAUCCGUUUACGGAAAUCCGUCACGAGUUUGUUUUAUUCAGUGUACAAUGGGAAAGACAGUCAUUAAAGAGGCAUUUGCAACCUGCUGGUGGUAUCCUUUCCCAGGGAAUGCCACUGAGCCAUUGGUCCCCCA
Molecule: messenger RNA, 1863 nt
Organism: Paraphaeosphaeria sporulosa
Lineage: Eukaryota; Fungi; Ascomycota; Dothideomycetes; Pleosporales; Didymosphaeriaceae
Product: seryl-tRNA synthetase
Exons: 1
Coding region: 101-1651 (516 amino acids)
Biological process (GO): mitochondrial seryl-tRNA aminoacylation
Cellular component (GO): mitochondrion
Molecular function (GO): ATP binding; serine-tRNA ligase activity; tRNA binding
Source: RefSeq, a predicted model, not a curated record